AACCUGGCCCAGCCCCUGUGGGAGGAGGGACAGGGAAGGAGAAGGAAAGGGUUCCCUCUCUCUCUCUCUCGGCUCUGGAGACGCGGCUCUGCCUCCGGACAGGAGCGCCAUGAGGUCCGACGACUUCGCCCGCUCCUCCUUCCUCUUCUUCUUCUUCUUCCUCGGGGGACCCUCUCCCUUCUGGACGGACGGACCCUCGGCCUCCAGCCAGUUUGUGGACAUGUGCAGCACCUUCCCAGCGGAGUCGGAGAGCUGCGGGGAGCCAAAGCGCCGCUUCUUCUACAACACAACCUCCCAGAGGUGUGAGCCUUUCCUCCACAGAGGUUGCACCUGGAACCUGAACCAGUUCUACACCAUCGAAGAAUGCCAGCGCCAUUGUGGGAAGAUCGAGAAGCCCGGAUCCUGCCCCCCAAGUCCCAUGGUGAUCACCACGGAGUGCUUAACGGGCUGCAUGCAUGACGGAAGCUGCCCCGAUGACCAGAAAUGCUGCUCUUUUGGGUGUGCCUUGCGCUGCUCCGACCCUCUCAAAGAUCUGUGCCGGAUGCCUCCUGAGAAAGGUCCCUGUCAUGCCAAUAUCCAGAACUGGUAUUAUGACUGGCAAACCCGAAGAUGCAAGAGGUUCACGUUUGGAGGCUGCCUGGGGAACAAAAAUAACUUUAAGAAGCGCAAAGAGUGCCAGCUCAGGUGCGCCCGGCGAAGCACGUAGGAGGCCAGGAGGGUUGCCAUUGGGCCAGCCCACCGCUCGCGUUCCCACCAAGCCAAGGACUUUGUCCUGUCUUCAGUGCCAAGAGAAAAGGCGAGGCCUGAGGUGACUCUAGUGCAGGUGUCAACACGACCGCGAGUUGCGCAUCAAGGGGCCGAAACCCUACGGCCCCCCUGGGGUUCCCCCAUCGCUCUCCAGCAUCCUUUGCGCCUCCCGCUCCUCUUCCUCCCAGCCUUCUGCUCUGAACCACCCAAGCGCCAGGCCCUGCUUUCCGUGCCGGGACUUCCACUCGGACGCUUCUAGUUUGACCAACGAUGGACUCAGGCCAAGGAGGGGCCCUGCUCUUCUCAAAGCAGAAGAUGAAGGAGACGUUUGGAGAAAUCUGGAUGCAUUUCCUUCGUAGCGGAAGACCAGUCGUUUUCUGGGUCCAGAGGGUGAAACCGAUCAACCACACAGGAUAGCCUCUGGGGCGAGCUGGGGCCACAUCCAGGCCAAAGCCCCCCCCCCGCGUCCUGCCCCCUUUCAAGCCUUCCUGCCCGUUGCUUCUGCCCGCUCCCUUCUUCUCGUGGGGGGGGGGACUCGCCUUGUUGCCCGUUAAGGAGCCUCUUCUCAUUGCGUCUCAACAUUUCUCUUCCUGCAGGGAGGCCCUACGGGGCAAUUUGCCUCCUCCUUUUCCGCUACUGAUUCACAACUCCCUUUCUCUGUGAUGCAGUGAAAGAGUCUUUUGCUGUCAUUUUAAAAUGGUUGUGUUGUUUCCAGAAAGGAAAGGAAGUGAGAAGAAAUAAGCAAUUAAAGUCCCAGCCUGCCCAUCGGAAGGGUCACUGGGGGGACAAUUCAUCAUAACUGAUGAAUCAAUAAGAAUUAAUCAGCUGGGCAAAAACAGGAAGUUGGAAGCUUUUUAACUACCAUGUGGGGUCUAGUGAGGUUUUACGUUUUAAUCUGUAAACUGCCCAGAGUAGUGCUUGCAAGUGGCGAUCUAUAAAUCAAAUAAAUAAAUCAAUAAAUACCAUGGC
This is a messenger RNA of Pogona vitticeps (central bearded dragon), 1716 nucleotides long. The record is from RefSeq and is a predicted model, not a curated record. Lineage: Eukaryota; Metazoa; Chordata; Lepidosauria; Squamata; Agamidae.